Papaver somniferum (opium poppy) is the source of this 1866-nucleotide messenger RNA. Its product is annotated as CBL-interacting serine/threonine-protein kinase 14-like. Gene Ontology annotation, molecular function: ATP binding; protein kinase activity. NCBI's taxonomy places the organism in Eukaryota, Viridiplantae, Streptophyta, Magnoliopsida, Ranunculales, Papaveraceae. The coding region runs from base 208 to 1482 and encodes 424 amino acids. Gene Ontology annotation, biological process: signal transduction; protein phosphorylation. The record is from RefSeq and is a predicted model, not a curated record. The transcript has 2 exons.
UAAAGUAGAAAAACCUCUAAAGAGUAAACAGACAUUUUCAAAACCAUUAUCUGAACACUUAUCAUUAUCUGAUUGCUUGGUCAGAAGUCUCAUACCAUUAUCUGUGAACACUACCCAUCUCCAAGACUCCAACCACUAUCUAGCCAUUUUCAAAACCUCUAAAGAGUAAACAGACACAAACUAGAACUCUUCUUUCAUCCACCAGCAAUGGAAGAAGAAACAGAAUCAUCACCUUGUGAUAUUUCACCAAUAACCCAACAAAUUUUGUUCGAAAAAUACGAGAUUGGUCGACUACUGGGUUGCGGUGCAUUUGCUAAAGUAUAUCACGCAAGAAACAUACAAACAGGGGAAAGUGUAGCAAUAAAAGCAAUCAGCAAACAGAAAAUCGUCAAGAGUGGAUUCAUGCCGAACAUCAAGAGAGAAAUAUCGAUUAUGCGACAACUGCAUCAUCCAUAUAUCGUCACAUUAUUCGAAGUGUUGGCAACCAAAGCUAAGAUUUAUUUCGUAAUGGAGUUUGUCAAAGGUGGUGAACUUUUUUCCGAGAUAUCGAAAUGUAGAUUUAGCGAAGAUUUAAGUCGACGGUAUUUCCAACAAUUGAUAUCAGCCGUUGGUUAUUGUCAUUCUCAUGGUGUUUUUCACCGUGAUCUCAAACCGGAAAAUUUGCUUAUUGAUGAGAAGGGUGAUCUAAAGGUGUCGGAUUUCGGUCUAAGUGCGGUCACGUCACAGGUUCAUAACGACGGAUUGUUGUAUACUUCAUGUGGAACACCGGCAUAUGUGGCUCCGGAAAUAUUAGCCAGAAAAGGUUACAACGGGGCAAAGAUUGAUAUAUGGUCAUGUGGUGUUAUUUUGUUUGUGCUGAAUUCUGGUUAUCUUCCUUUCAACUGCCGGAACUUAGCGGAGAUGUAUCGGAAAAUAUAUAGAGGUGAGUUUCGUUUACCUAAAUGGACAUCACCGGGUUUACGACAUCUUUUUUCACGACUUCUCGACACGAAUCCGGUUACUAGGAUUACCGUCGAUGAAAUCAUCCAAGACCCUUGGUUUUCACAAGGUUAUAAAGAGAUCAAGUUCCAUGACUGUGAUGAUAAUUAUUUAACCAAGGGAAUGAACCGUAAAAACGACUGUUCGUUCUUGAAUGCGUUUGAUAUCAUCUCAUUCUCUUCAGGGGUCGACUUAUCAGGUUUGUUUCAGGAUUUUGACAACUUGGCCGCAACAGAAAGUGAUCGGUUCGUUACUGCCGAGACACGGGUGAACAUAACAAAAAAGGUCGGUGAAGUCGCAGCUAGAGAGAAUCUGACGAUGACGAAACAGGGUCGCAAACUAAGUUUGGAAGGUCCAAACGGAAAGUUAUUUGUCGGUAUCGAAAUGUAUCAGUUGACGGAAAGUUUAGCCGUUGUGGAAGUACGAUCAUAUGAAGGCGUCUGGAAGAGGAGAUUUCAGCCGCACCUUAAUACGCUGAUUUACCACCCGGAAGCAAGUGCCUAGUACUAAUUAAUUAAGCCCUGUUCGAUUGUUGUCGAGUUGAAUAAGGAAUGGGAGGGUGUCGGGCUGGCCUAGAUGGGAUCUGUUAAAGGGGUAGAACUCAAAUUUCCUAAUAUAAGAGAAACGCCGAACAUGGUUUUUACAUCGACGUCAACUGACUGGAUAUUGACCAAGUUGAUGAUUAAAAACGGUGCGUAAUUGGGUAACAAACAACACAACUCCCCAAACCAGUGACCACCACUUAUAUCUUCGGCAGUUGAUGAUCUUGUCUCUUCUCAUAUCUUCUCUGCAAAGUAGAGAAUGAUGUGAGAAAUGCCGCAGUUGUUUAUCUCUUCAUAUUCUGCAUUUAUCACACGUAUUGUUUCUUCCAUCUGUUUCUUGACACGU